Molecule: messenger RNA, 2109 nt
Organism: Pseudopodoces humilis (Tibetan ground-tit)
Lineage: Eukaryota; Metazoa; Chordata; Aves; Passeriformes; Paridae
Gene: KCNG1
Product: potassium voltage-gated channel modifier subfamily G member 1
Biological process (GO): protein homooligomerization; potassium ion transmembrane transport; action potential
Cellular component (GO): voltage-gated potassium channel complex; membrane
Molecular function (GO): delayed rectifier potassium channel activity
Source: RefSeq, a predicted model, not a curated record
UGGGGCUGCGCAGCGCACGAUGGAGGCUCGCCUUGCCAAUUUCUUCCGCCUUGCCUAAUCUGAAGGUAUGUACCACUCCUGGUGUGGUUUAUAAACCCAGCUUCUGAAAAGGAGGAUUCUGUGGCUCAGCAAGUGGCCCUAGCAGGGGGUGUAUCCCUGGAGUCACAUCCAAGGGGAGAAGACACUUGCAGGAGCAGUGAAGGGAUGCAAAGUUGUCUUCCAAGAUGACUCUUAUGCCUGGAGAAAAUUCCGACUAUGACUAUAGUGCCCUGAGCUGUACUUCAGAUGCUUCCUUCAACCACACGUUCUUUCCAGAAUCUGAAACCCUCAAGGGAGUGUUUUACCAAAGAGCCAGGCUAAUCCACCCUCAGGAGGAUCUCCUCAAAGGCUUCCACCCCGACGACCGCAAGCGUCACAUAAUUAUCAACGUGGGGGGCAUCAAGUACCUGCUCCCCUGGACCACGCUGGAUGAGUUCCCCCUGACACGUUUGGGACAGCUCAAGUUCUGCACUAAUUUUGACGACAUUCUGAACAUCUGUGACGAUUAUGAUGUGACGUGCAAUGAAUUCUUCUUCGACCGCAACCCGGGGGCGUUCAGGACCAUCCUGACCUUCCUGCGGGUCGGCAAACUCCGGCUCUUGCGGGAGAUGUGUGCGCUGUCCUUCCAAGAGGAGCUGCUCUACUGGGGCAUUGAGGAAGACAACUUGGACUGGUGUUGUAAAAGGAGAUACCUGCAAAAAAUGGAGGAGCUCACAGAGAUUAAUGAACGGGAGGAUGACCUCCUAGAAAAUGAAACAACAGGUGAAACAGUAGAGGAGACAAAAAUUGGUUUGUGCAUGAGAAAGUUGCAAGACAUGGUGGAAAGGCCCCAGUCUGGCCUUCCUGGAAAGGUGUUUGCGUGUUUGUCUGUUUUGUUUGUAACUAUUACAGCAGUGAACUUAUCCAUCAGCACCAUGCCUGACCUGAGGGAGGAGGAGGAAAAGGGUGAGUGUUCCCAGAUGUGCUACAAUAUUUUCAUUGUGGAGUCUGUGUGUGUGGCAUGGUUCUCCCUGGAGUUCCUGCUCAGAUUCAUCCAGGCCAAGAGCAAGUUCUCCUUCCUGCGGAGGCCCCUGACGCUGAUAGACAUAAUCGCCAUCCUGCCCUACUACAUCACCCUGCUGGUGGACACGGGCUCCGAGGGCUCCAAGAAGCCCAGCUCGGGCAACAUCUACCUGGACAAGGUGGGGCUGGUGCUGCGGAUCCUGCGGGCGCUGCGCAUCCUGUACGUGAUGAGGCUGGCGCGGCACUCGCUGGGGCUGCAGACGCUGGGGCUGACGGCGCGGCGCUGCACGCGCGAGUUCGGGCUGCUGCUGCUCUUCCUCUGCGUGGCCAUCGCGCUCUUCGCGCCCCUGCUCUACGUCAUCGAGAACGAGAUGGCCGACUCGCAGGAGUUCACCAGCAUCCCCGCCUGCUACUGGUGGGCCGUCAUCACCAUGACCACCGUGGGCUACGGGGACAUGGUACCCAGGAGCAUCCCUGGGCAGGUGGUGGCCCUGAGCAGCAUCCUGAGCGGCAUCCUCCUCAUGGCCUUCCCGGUCACCUCCAUCUUCCACACCUUCUCCCGCUCCUACCUGGAGCUGAAGCAAGAGCAGGAGAGGAUCAUGUACAGGAGAGCACAGUUCCUGCUGAAAGCCAAGUCUCAGAUGAGCAAUGAGUCACAAGGCAGCGAGGUUUUGUUCACCACUCUCUCUUCCGAGGCUAGGGACAAUGAAUGAAAUUUACGGUCCUGUUUCCCUUGCUGUCAUUGUAUCAGACUCCAUCUUUUAAUUCCCUCUGGAAGCACCUUACAAAGGUAAUCCUCACAUUAAAACGAAGAGAAGGAGCUCUAACCAGGACCUGAUGUGGUUUAAGAAGUCUGUUAUUAUGCUGUUCCUUCCUCCCCCCCAUGUAACGUAUAGGGCAGAACUUUUCACCGAGAUCAUGCAGUGGGAUUUAAGGAUUUAAAACUUCUCUGGCAACAACAAAAAAAUAGAGCAACAUAUAAUUAUGCACUUGACAGGCUGUUUUGCCAUUUGUAAUACACAUUUUUCCGACAGAAUCACAAUGUACAUAAUCAUUAAACAGGCUACC